Molecule: messenger RNA, 10137 nt
Organism: Sturnus vulgaris (Common starling)
Lineage: Eukaryota; Metazoa; Chordata; Aves; Passeriformes; Sturnidae
Source: RefSeq, a predicted model, not a curated record
AUGGAAGUUAAUAAUACUUCACCUACAGCAAUGUCCUUGCCUCAGAACAGGAGAAUCCACAGUAUGAAAUGUGAAUCAUCCAACCCACUGGGAUGUUUCCAUGGCGGGGAGUGUGUCCACAGAGCCGUGUGUGACUGCAGCCUCUUCAAUGCCACGGGCCCCAGGUGCCAGGCAGUGCAUAACACAGGUGCUGAAAGAGAUCAUGUGUGCAGGACGUGGGGCCAGUACCAUUUCGAAACUUUUGAUGGACUCUAUUAUUACUUUGCUGGGAAAUCCACCUACGCCCUUGUGAGGCACACAGAACUGGAUGAGCAGAGCUUUUCCAUACAGGUGAAUAACGAUCCUGAAUGCCAUUCUUCUCCUUAUUCCUGCAAAAGGUCCAUUAGUUUGUUCUUUUCUGGAGAUGAACAGAUAGAGCUGAGCAGUGAAGUCACCUAUAAAGGAUUUGGAGUACAAUUGCCUUAUGUUAUUGGGAACUUACACAUCCAGAAACUGGCUGGAUACUUCCUGGUGAGGCACCAGUAUGCCUUUACCCUGGCUUGGGAUGGAACAUCUGCAGUGUACAUCAAAAUGGCACCAGAGUACCUGGGCAAAACCCAGGGACUGUGUGGAAACAAUAAUGCAGUUGUGCAGGAUGAUCUGGAAACCAGUUAUGGAAAACUGACAGAUGAUGUGACAGAGUUUGUAGAGAGCUGGGAGGAAAAUCCUCCCCAAGGAGCAGCCAGCUGGGAUAAAUCUCUGCUCAAUGAACCACCGUGUGUGAGACAAAGCCAUGAAUCUCUGCAGAGGGUGUAUGCCCUGUGUAAUAUCCUGCUACAUCCCCCAUUUAAGCCAUGUCAUGAGUAUGUGAGUCCUCUGUCUUUUAUGGCAAGCUGCACAAAUGAUCUCUGCAUGUCGGCAGCUGAGGAUGCAGCGUGGUGCCGAGCCCUCACCGAGUAUUCCAGAGCCUGUGCCCAGGCAGGAAAGCCCCUGCAGGGAUGGAGAGAACACUUCCAGCAGUGUGCCAUUACCUGUCCUGCACCCUUGACCUACAGGGAGUGCCUCAGGUGCUGCCCAGAGUCGUGUCACCAGCAGUCCCAGUGCAUUGGCAGUGAGCUGCACUGCAUCGAUGGCUGCUACUGCCCCGAGGGCUUAAUUUAUGAAAAUGAAUUGUGUGUGAAGCCUAUGGACUGUCCUUGUGACUACCAUGGAAAUUUCUUUCAGAUGGGUUCAGUGGUUUAUGAAGAAUGUAAUAAUUGCACCUGCAUUGGAGGAAAGUGGAUCUGUACAAAUUUCACAUGUCCAGCCGAGUGCUCAGUGUCAGGAGACUCUCACUUUGUGACGUUUGAUGGGCGCAGGUUCACUUUCCAAGCCCCCUGCCAGUACAUCCUGGCCAAGAGCCACAGCUCGGCAGCCUUCACCAUCUCCCUGCAGAAUGCUCCCUGUGGACAGAACCAGGAUGGAUCCUGUAUCCAAUCUGUCAGCCUUAUUCUUAAGCAGGACCCCAAGAGACAAGUGACUCUGACUCAUUCAGGAGAUGUUUUGAUCUAUGACCAGUACAAAAUAAACCUGCCCUAUGCAGAUGAGUUAUUUGAAAUACGGAAACUCUCCUCAAUAUUUGUGCAAGUGAAGACUCAGAUUGGGCUGCAGAUCCUGUAUGACAGAGAAGGACUGAGGCUUUACCUGCAGCUGGAUGGGCAGUGGAAGGAUGACACCGUGGGCCUUUGUGGAACCUUCAAUGGAAACACAGAGGAUGAUUUUCUCUCUCCAGUUGGAGUAACAGAAAGCACUCCAGAGCUGUUUGGAAACACGUGGAAAACGUCCUCGGCGUGUGCUGCCGGGCAGGGCAGCUCCCGGCUGGACCCGUGUGAUGUUCAUCUGCAGGCAGCCUCUUAUGCAGCGGAAGCUUGUAGCAUCCUUACGAAAGAUCUUUUUGCUCCAUGCUACCCCUAUUUGAGCCCUGUUCCCUAUUUUGAGCAGUGCAGAAGAGACACUUGCAAAUGUGGACAGACUUGUUUUUGCUCUGCUCUGGCUCAUUACGCUCAUCACUGCCGAAGGUUUGGAGUUGUAAUCGAUUUCAGAGGAGCUGUCCCAGACUGUGCUCUUUCAUGUGAAGACACAAAGGAGUACAGUACCUGUGGGUCUACCUGUGGCAGGACCUGCCAAGCCCUGUCUGUGCCAGAGGCAUGCAGCAGUGACUGUGUGGAAGGCUGUGCUUGUCCCUCUGGAAUGUUCCUGCAUCCCCAGAGCGAGCGCUGCGUGCCCAGAAAUGAAUGCCCAUGUUAUUUCCAAGGAAUUGACUAUCCCCCUGGAGAACAUGUCAUGACAUCUUUAGGCAAAUGCCAUUGCAGGGAUGGUGUCAUGAACUGUGAUAACAACAUAGUAGCACACAGCUGCCCAGCUGGCCAGAUUUAUAUCAACUGCAGCAAUGCAGGGGUGGAUGCUGAGCUGAGCAGAGAGAGGAGCUGUGAGAACCUGCUGCUGAACCUCACGUGGGCAGCACACCUUCCCUGUGUGUCAGGCUGUGUGUGCCCACCGGGUCUUGUGAAACAUGGGGACGUGUGCUUGGAUGCAGAUGAAUGUCCGUGCUCAUGGAAAGGAAAGGAAUAUUUUCCAGGUGACAAAGUCAUUUCUUCCUGUCAUACCUGCGUGUGCCAGCACGGCUCGUUCCAGUGCAGCUUCCAGCCCUGCCCGUCCAUGUGCUCGGCGUACGGGGACCGCCACUACCGCACCUUCGACGGGCUCACCUUCGACUUCCCGGGCACCUGCAAGGUCUACCUGGUCAAGGGUACUUCUUCAACCAGUCUUUCUAUCAUUACAGAGAAUAUCGACUGCUUUAGUACUGGAAUCAUUUGCAGAAAAAACGUUUUCAUUAAUGUUGGAAAAUCUUUUUUAGUAUUUGAUGAUGAAACUGGAAAUCCAAGUUUAUCUAGUCACAUAGAUGGCCUACAGAAACUGCAGAUAUGGAGAGCUGGGUUUUUCACUGUUGUUCAUUUUCCUGAUGAGCACAUCACGGUUCUUUGGGACCAGAGAACAACAGUUCAUGUGCAGAUGGGCCAUCAGUGGCAGGGAGAAUUGACUGGAUUAUGUGGAAAUUUUGAUUUGAAGACAGUAAAUGAACUGAGGACUCCAGAUAAUUUUGAAUUAACAAACUCACUAGAGUUUGGAAAGAGUUGGACAGCUGUAGAGUGUGCUGACAGCUCUGACAUUCGAAAUCCGUGCAGUGUGAACCCCCUGAGGGAGCCCUUUGCCAAGAAGGAAUGUGGGAUUCUGCUGAGUGAAGCUUUUGGAGCUUGCCACCCUGUGAUUGACGUCACCUGGUUUUACUCCAACUGCCUGGCAGACACUUGUGGCUGUGACCAGGGGGGUGACUGUGAGUGUUUCUGCACCAGUGUCUCAGCCUAUGCCCACCAGUGCUGCCAGCACGGCGUUGCUGUGGACUGGAGAUCUCCCAGAGUGUGCCCUUAUGAUUGUGAAUAUUUCAACAAAGCUCUGGGAAAAGGCCCAUACAAGCUGGUCAGCUAUCUGGAUGGAAAACUUGUAAUAGCAGCAGAAUUGGUGGAUGGUGCUGUGUUCCCUGUGAGAGAAGAUGAUAUUGUUCCUGGCCAUGUCGUGAGCUUUAUGCUGACUUCAGGACUCUACAAACCCAAAGCACAUGAUUCCAGCUUGAUUUCAUUUGAAACAGCUGAGAGACCAAAUUAUUUUCUUCAGUUGGCCUCCAAUAAUACUCUUGUUGUUUCUAAAUGGAAAAAAUUGGAAGAUUUUCACAACAGAUCUACAUUUGUCAUUCACAAGAAUACGUGGCUUUCAGGAUACAGUUCCUUUGAGUCAUUUGCAAAACCAGGAUACUUCAUCCACAUUUCAGCCUCUUCAGUUGAGCUUUUGAAGUACCAUCAUUCAGAGGAGUUCAGACUGUCAACCCUUUUUAAACUUGUAGAUGUCAGGUUUAAGCUCCUGUCCCGUUCCCCGUGUGAGUGGCGUUAUGAUUCCUGCACCAGCCCUUGCUUCAAGACGUGCAGGGACCCCUGGGGAAAACACUGUCAGACAGUGCCAAAAGUGGAAGGAUGCAUCCCUGCCUGUCCUCUCAACAUGUUGCUGGAUGAAAUCACUCAAAGAUGCGUGUAUUUUGAGGACUGCAUUGAACCUGCAGAUGACAGCCCACCUUUUCUUGUCAGCAUUCAAACCUCAGCAGCUCCACAUCCAACCCCAAGUGCAAGUCUGGCAGUGAUCAGUGGAGAGGGAACUUCACUGCCUGCACCUGAAGCAAAGGAAACAGCACUUGGUACAAAACUGCCACUCACUGCAACUCCAGGGAAACCAGAAUCUCCAGCUACUACAUCCAGUAAAACGCUUCCAGCUGUAACUUUAUCACCAGCUAUUUCUUCACAGUCAACAGAAAUGACAUCUGGGAGAAGCACUACAGCAGUGACUGGGACAACAAAAUCUGGUGGAAGCUUGUCUGCUCCUGUUGACAUCUCUGCUUUGUUUCCAUCUGCUUUCAGCUCUGCAGCUUCCACAGGGCUGCAGCUGAUCAGCACUGGCUCCACUCAACUGCUGAGGGCUACAGAAACCCAGGCAGCAGCUGCUACACAGGCAGUGACCACGAGAACAGAAUCAGAGAGCAAAGCAAUUGCUGCUGCUUUUUUUACUGGGGCACCACUUAUGCUUAGUACAACAGAAAUGCCAGUCAAAACUAAAAUAAUGGAGUUAUCAGAAACGGCCACAAGAACACCUCCCACGAAGGAAGCACGAGUAAAACAAGAAGGAUUUACAACAUUUACACCCAGUUCAUUUGAAUCAGUAACAGAAAAAACUACUGCAUAUGUGCCACAGUUUUCUGCAUCACCUCUGGAUGUGUCUUCAUAUUCACCACCAGUAAACUUAACAGGAGCUUCAGAAGGGACAAAAAUAAGUGUAGAACAGUCUUUUACCACAGUAGCUAAUGUUACAGUGACAUCAUUUUCUCCUGUACUCACUACUUCAUCUUUGUUAAAGCCACUGUCUUCAGCAACAACAGAAGCAGCAGCUGUUUUAACCAAACACAGUGUGAAGACAACAUUUUCACCAACAUCCAUGGCACCCACUUCAUUGGGAAAGACAAGUACAGAGCCUCCUCUUGGAAUGGUUCAACAGCUGACUGGUACUGCAGAGGUUCUUCUCACAACAACUCUAGGUCCAAAGAUGACAACUCUACAAACCCAAGAGACAUCACCAGAAACAACUUUGUUAUCAUUUACAACUCAUAAAAAGGAAAUCCCAAAAGUGACAUCUCAUGUGGAGCAUACACCAAGUUCCCAUUUCCCUCCCUAUUCAGCACAUCCUGGUUCUAGUACUGAAAAAUCCUUCAUUCUUUCUACAAAGAGACCUGCAGUGUCUGCUCCUACUGCUCCUUCUCCAGCUUCAGGUGAAUUAAAAAAAACAUUUAAAACUGUUUCAACUACUGGAUAUCCCUCACACAUGGUUCUAAACACAACUGAGUUCCUGACUACAUUAUACACUGAAUAUCCUGUCAUGGCUGAGACCAUCAGUGUGACACCUUUUUCUGCUAAGGUAACAUCCAAAAUAACAUCCCCUCUUGAAAUGGCCACAAAGUCAACUUUGUUUUCUGGAAAAGUAUCUGCUGAUACUCUGGUUUCAAGUACAGUGAAGACAAGCACUCCAGUAUAUUCAGGGAGUGUUACCACAUCAGCAGUGAAAACCAAAGAAACCAUCACAGCUCCUUUUGCAGUGACAGAAGGAGAAUCACUGCAAAGAACAUCCAUCACUGGGUCUGCACUUGCCCUCUCCAGUGGCACUGAAACCACAUUGUUGACAACACAGCCUGAUAAAUCACAACUAGAAGCUAUUACUGCCAUCUCUGCUGGAAAGCCAUCUGCUUUAUCUUUUUCACCAUCAGGUGCUCCAAUAUCUUUAAACAUUUCUCUUCCUUCACUACCCUCAGAUGGAAAAGAAGCCCUGCUGACAACUCUCAGUCCCGUGCAUACAUCCCAUGAAAUAAUUCCAGUAACAAAGUCUUCAUAUACUUUCUCCACCUCUCAGUAUCUAGGAGAUAAAUUAUUUUCUUCACCUUCUUUAACACAGCUGCUACCAGAAGUAACAACUGCACCAAAACACUCAGUAGAAACUGAAAUGGUUUCUACAGCAUUAGAGCCUGCAGUCCAGAGCAGAACAGAAGCAGUGAAACUUGCAGAAGCUGCAGCUCAGCCAUCCCUGCCUCCAUCUCCAGCAGGUCCCUUCUCCUUGCAGGCAUCUUCAGGAGCUGAACUUCCAGUACAGACCACAAGGACCAGUGUUAGACCACCACCUUCUACUGAGAAAACCACAGAAUUUGAUAGUCACACCUCUGGACCUUCACUGCCAAGCCAAGUUCACCAGCCUCCUGCAGAAUCUCUGACAGAAUCCCCUGGUCAGCCACAAGCUGCCUUUGGCACCACUGAAGCUGCAGUGGGACUGACUUCCUCAGUGCCUGAAGGCACUCACUCAGCUGUGGUGCCUACCUCAGCACGUCCUACCAAAGUUGUUUUACCCACUCAGAAAUAUCUGCAUUUAACUGGUUCAGUCACACAGCCACUUGUAUCUAGAACUUCUGUUGUGCAGCCUACAGUCCCAGCCAGAGCAACAGCUGACCUGAUUCAUGGCACCAAAUUUCCCCCUCUCUCACCAGAGGUGCUUGCUGCUUCCUCUUCUUCAACAACGAUUAAAAAAGAACCUUUUCCUUCAUUUUCCACACAAAAGGCAGCUACAGAUCUAAAAUUCACACAUCAGGCCUCGUUUACUAAAUCCUUUGAUACAAAACAAACACUUGGAGCUUCACGGGAUUCCCAGUCAACCUCUUCAAUGGUUUUGCCACCAGGACCAACAGAAAUUCCUGUUGCCUUGGGAGCCACGUCAAGGGAAAGUGGGACAGGGGAACCUCAGCAGGUGACAGCUCCUGCCAGCACCUCCAGGACCCUGGUCCCAGCGAGGACAGCCUUGCCCACUGCAGCCCCAGCCUCUGCAGAGACCAGCAGUGCUGGGCAGAGCCUCAGCAGGGCAGCAGCAGGCACAGAGCCCGUGUCCAGCUCCCCUUCUGUCACUCCAGAAGCAAAAGGAGCCGUGGCCCUGCACACAGUGAAGGCUGAGGAGUCCCAGUUUACAGCAGGGCUCCAGUCUGUCCUUGCUCAGGGUGUUGGUGUCACCCCUCAGGCGUUUCACCCUCCCCAUUUCACAAACACAUCUUCCCCUGUGUCCCCUGUGCAUUCACCUGCUGAGUCAAAACCAUUCUCCUCUGCAGCUCCCUCAGCACUCAGCACCACUCAGACUUCAACACCUGAAAUAACACCUGGCAGGCAAACACCUUCAGUGGGUUCACUGCUAAUGGUGUCUGACCAUCCAAAUGACACAGCAGCUCCAUCAGUUUCCUCUUUUACUUCUUUAUCUACCAAACCUCUUCGUGGCCUGACUGCAACAUUUCCUGAUGGACUGGCAAUAGCUGAAUCCAUGGCAGGAGCUGCAGGAUCCCCUUUUAUGUUGCCUCAACAAACAGCAACUCUUCAAACUUGUACACCAAUCACAGAGAGUGAGUGCAUAAAGCACAUUUGUUUGGAUGGACAGCUGAUCCAGGUGAACAAGUCACAGAACUGCCCCUACAGUGCUGCUCAGCCCAGCUGUGGAGUUUUAGGACUUGCUGCUCAAACAAAUGGUGACAAAUGCUGCCCAAAGUGGGAAUGUGCAUGUCGUUGCACCAUUUUCUCUGAUCUGAGCAUUGUAACCUAUGAUGGAAAUCAUUUGGCUUUAUUCAAAGAAGCAUCCUACAUUGUUAGUCAAACUCCAGAUGAAACUAUAACCAUCCAUGUCCUUGACUGUAGAAUGAGUAAUUCAAGUUCAACUUCUUUGUGCCUGGCAAUGUUGAACCUAAGUUAUGCAUCAAACCAAAUUAUUAUCAAUCGUUUAAGCAGAAAAAUAACAGUAAACUCAAGAUCUGCUUGGCCUACUGUUAGAAAAUAUGGAUAUAAAGUUGAAGAUUCAGGCUUCAAGUAUGCAAUUGAGACCCCAACAAAAAUCAGAAUUGAGUGGUUUCACAGCACAGGUGUGAUGAUUAUUGACUUGAAUAGCACCAGAGAGCCAGGAGCUUUGGGACUAUGUGGGUUUUGUGAUAGAAGCUUGGAAAAUGACUUGAUGCUCCCCAACAGGACAGUUCUAAGCCAAAGCAGCUCACCCUCAGCUUUUAUAGACAGCUGGCAAGUGCCAGACACGUUGAAGUAUGUUGGAGAAGACAGGCAUCAGGAAACGAAUUGCUCAGUCAUGGACUGCUCAGAGUGCUUAAGAAUGGUGUUGAACCAGACCUUCAGCAGCUGUCACCCUUAUAUUCCACCUGAACAAUUCUGUGAUAUAUGGGCUCGGGACACCGAGUACAUUCGAAAUCCUUGUGUUUCCCUGGCUGCCUAUGUGGCAAUGUGCAACAAGUUCAAUAUUUGCAUAGAGUGGAGGAGCUCUGAUUACUGCCCCUUCCCCUGCUCUGAAAGCUUCUCCUACCAGCCCUGCAUAGCUGCCUGUGAGGUUGCAGAGAGCUGCCAGGAUAAGGAGGCUGCUCCUCUGGGCUCAGGCUCCUGCUCGGUGCUGACUGAAGGCUGUGUCUGUGCUGGAGGGACCAUCCUGCACCACACUCAUGCUGCUGUCUGCAUUCCUCCAGAAAAAUGUGCUUGUACAGACAGCUCAGGAACUCCUCGUGCCGUGGGGGAGAUGUGGAGAACUUCCUCGGGGGGAUGCUGCCUGCAGGAAUGUGCUGGCAGCGGCACCAUCGUCCCAGUGGAGCACAACUGUUCAGACAUUGACAGCCUGGAGUGCCAGCGCUUUGCUGAAGUGCCCUUGCUUGUUCCUGAUGAUCAGACAUGCUGUCCUCAGAAGAUCUGUGUUUGUAAUCAGAGUCUCUGUGAACUCCUAAUUCCUGAGUGUAGCAGCUUGGAAAAGUUGGUGACCUACUACAGUGAGGAAUCCUGCUGUCCCAGCUACGUUUGUGAAUGUGAUCCAGAAAAAUGUGAACCACUGGAGCAGAUGCCAAGCUGCCAGGAUGAUCAAACACUGAUUGCUGCCCGGGUGGAGAAUACCUGCUGCAUUUCCCACAUGUGUGCAUGUGGGCCUUGCUCAGAUCAAAUUCCCAAAUGUCAAGAAGGGGAAGUUCUCAUUGUGGAUGGCAACACAACUGACAGGUGCUGCCCUGCAUACCAGUGCAUCUGUGAAACACAGCGUUGUCCUGAAUUCAAAUGCAUGCUGGGCAUGUCUCUGGUGGAGGUGUGGAGCCCGGAGCAGUGCUGUCCCUUCAGGACCUGUGAAUGUGCAUGUGAAACAAUCCCCAAACCUCAGUGCAAACUGGGGCAGAAACUUCAGAUAGAUGAACUGUUUCAGAACAGUACAGAAAAUGUCUGUAACUGUGUGAAGUACAAAUGUGUGAGAGACAAAGUUUGCCUGAGUGAUGAGAGAGGUGUGCUCCUUCCUGGGCAGAGCAUCGUGGAGCACAGGGCAGGUGGCAUUUGCCACAUUUCCUAUUGUACAAAUGUCAUUGAUCCCUCCACUAAAUACUACCAGAUAAACACAUCUUCCACAGACUGUGCUGCCAAGUGCAAAGCUAACCAAGUCUAUCAGCCUCCAAAAGAUUUAACCACUUGCUGUGGUAGCUGCAAGAACUUGUCUUGUCUCCACACUUUCAGCAAUGGCACAGUCACCAGUUUUAAGCCUGGUGCUGUUUGGGUUUCCAACUGCAUCAGAUAUGAAUGCAGCAGCACAGCAAUAGGAGCAGUCCUGGUUUCCUCUGCAGUGGGAUGCCCACCCUUUAAUGAGACUGAAUGUGUCAAGGUUGGAGGCUCUGUUGUGCCAUUUUUAGAAGGAUGCUGCAAAACAUGUAAGGAAGAUGGUAAAUUCUGUAAGAAGGUGACUGUGAGGAUGACCAUCCGCAAGAACGACUGCAGGAGCAGCACGCCAGUGAACAUCGUGUCGUGCGAUGGGAAGUGCCCGUCCGCCAGCAUUUACAACUACAACAUCAACAGCUACGCCCGCUUCUGCAAGUGCUGCAGGGAGCUGGGGCUGCACAGGAGGGCUGUGCAGCUCUACUGCACCAGCAAUUCCACCUGGGUCACCUACUCCAUCCAGGAGCCCACCGACUGCUCUUGCCAAUGGUCUUAA